Messenger RNA from Verticillium nonalfalfae, 381 nucleotides. RefSeq lists its product as uncharacterized. The record is from RefSeq and is a predicted model, not a curated record. NCBI's taxonomy places the organism in Eukaryota, Fungi, Ascomycota, Sordariomycetes, Glomerellales, Plectosphaerellaceae. The transcript has 4 exons. The coding region runs from base 1 to 381 and encodes 126 amino acids.
AUGUCGAUCGGUAACGACAAAUUACAGCCCCGAAACGUCCCUCUCCCCCAGUAUGAAGCGGAAAUCGAGGCUCUGAAGAAAAGCUUUACCCAUCCUAAGAAAAGACAGGAGGAUGGAGAUGACUCGUAUAUUCUGAUCGGCCAAGCUACCAAUAUUGAGAGGUCAGGCCAUCGAUUCAUGGUCGACACACCUGGCCCCUCAGGUACCGAAAUUGAGAUUUCCGAGAUCGAGUCCUUUGGCCUGGAAGUCGGCGUGUCCGCUGAGUUCCGCCCCAGCAGCACCAUCGGCGAGAUCUGGGUUUCCAUCAACGGCAAUGUUGGCAAUUUCAGGGUGGAGUGUUUGGGUGCAUAUGCAGUUGUGCCUGUGGCCAAGUACUGGUAA